Molecule: messenger RNA, 1029 nt
Organism: Letharia columbiana
Lineage: Eukaryota; Fungi; Ascomycota; Lecanoromycetes; Lecanorales; Parmeliaceae
Exons: 3
Coding region: 1-1029 (342 amino acids)
Source: RefSeq, a predicted model, not a curated record
AUGAUGGAAGAAGAUCAGUCUUACCCCGUCCUGGACCCUUCAGGUGACCUGCGAUUGAGUACCAACACGCAAGACUUCGUCGUCUCAUCCAAAGUCAUGUGCCUUGCCAGCCCCGUAUGGCGUGCAAUGUUUGAUCCCCAAGGCCACUGGGCCAGGCAUUCAUCGGGCGUUUUCAGCUUCCCGGACGAUGAUUCCGACGCCCUCUUGAUCAUACUCCAAAUUGCUCACUUGCAGUUCUCGGAUUUACCGGACGCGCUCCUCAUCUACGAGCAUCUUCUGCAGUUGGCGGUCCUGUGUGACAAAUAUAAUACCGUCAGACUCGUUCGUCCCUGGAUCUCGAAAUGGCAAGCUCCACUGCAAGCUCAGGCAGAGGAGUGUCGUCAGAGUGGCGGAGAGGGCUACGAAGGUUACGAGACCUGGCUGUUCAUCGCUUGGACAUUUGGCGAUGAGGCCGUGUUCAGAAAGAUCUCUCGCUCGUUGGUGUUGACGUCGACAGUCACCACAGUCAACGGCGAGAAACGGAUAGUGAACGCACAGGGAAAUAUGGUCGGUGAUAUUAUGCCUCCAGGUUCCGUAGGCGCCAUCAUCGAAGCCCGCUCAGAGCGCAUCUCCGCACUCCUCGAAAUGUGCUACGGGCUGGUAGACCGAUACGAAUCGACUACCCUAAUGGCUCCUGAAGACACCACCAUCUGCACCCGCCGCGGUCACUCGCCCAACGGAUGCGACUCCCUAGUCUACGGCUGCCUGAUCAAAGGUCUGCAAAGCCUCAAGCUAUUCCCCAAGCGUGCGGAAGCGUCCGAUGUCGAGUCGAGCGUGAUGGCCUUUGCGGACAAGCUGCGUUCGCUGCGAUGCUUGGAGUAUCCUGUCCCGGAUAAUGGUCAUGGCUACUACAGUAAUAAUGGGAUUUCGCAUUCAAGAUGCGGCUUCACGCUCGCUUUCGCCAAUCAGAUCAAGGCUAUUAUUGGUCAGGAGGAGCCGUCGGGGGUCCUGGAGGAGCAUCUGACCCAUCUCAAUGAGCAAAAGGACUAG